Molecule: messenger RNA, 1734 nt
Organism: Lucilia sericata (common green bottle fly)
Lineage: Eukaryota; Metazoa; Arthropoda; Insecta; Diptera; Calliphoridae
Gene: Hel25E
Product: ATP-dependent RNA helicase WM6
Exons: 8
Coding region: 259-1530 (423 amino acids)
Biological process (GO): mRNA export from nucleus; mRNA splicing, via spliceosome
Molecular function (GO): RNA helicase activity; RNA binding; ATP binding
Source: RefSeq, a predicted model, not a curated record
GACACCGUUAAUGUUUGUCGUCGCAAGUCUCCGUGACACAUUCAUCGAGAAAGUGUUCAUUUUGAAAAGCAAAAAAUACCAAGCCGACACACAACACGCUAAAAUUAUUGUGCUUGCGUAGUUAUUAAAAAAAUAUUGCGAAAUUAAUCUAAAAUAAUUAAAGAAAUUAUUGACAAAGCAUUUAUUACAAGCACAAAUAGCGGCUUUAUUAUUUAAUAUUUCAAUACAGUUGACGCAAGCUAAAAUAAACAAACAAAAAUGGCCGAUAAUGAUGAUCUUUUAGAUUACGAGGAUGAGGAACAAACCGAGACCACCGUUGCCGAAACACAAGAGGCACCUAAAAAGGAUGUUAAAGGUACCUACGUAUCUAUACACAGUUCUGGUUUCCGUGAUUUCCUCUUAAAGCCUGAAAUUCUAAGAGCUAUUGUUGAUUGUGGUUUUGAGCAUCCCUCGGAAGUACAACAUGAAUGUAUUCCCCAGGCUGUUCUAGGCAUGGACAUUCUCUGCCAGGCUAAAUCUGGUAUGGGUAAAACUGCAGUAUUUGUGCUUGCCACAUUGCAACAGCUGGAACCCACUGAGAAUGUUGUUUAUGUUCUAGUCAUGUGUCACACUCGCGAACUUGCAUUCCAAAUUAGUAAGGAAUACGAACGUUUUUCCAAAUAUAUGCCAACAGUUAAGGUUGGAGUUUUCUUUGGUGGCUUAUCCAUACAAAAAGAUGAAGAAUCUUUGAAAAAUGUUACACCUCAUAUUGUUGUCGGUACCCCUGGUCGUAUUUUGGCUUUGAUUCGCAAUAAGAAGUUGAACUUGAAGCAUUUGAAACAUUUUAUUCUGGAUGAAUGUGAUAAAAUGUUGGAACAACUUGAUAUGCGUCGCGAUGUUCAGGAGAUAUUCCGCAGUACACCACAUGGAAAACAAGUUAUGAUGUUUUCCGCUACUCUAAGCAAAGAAAUUCGACCGGUUUGCAAAAAAUUCAUGCAAGAUCCCAUGGAAGUGUAUGUCGAUGACGAAGCCAAGUUGACGUUGCAUGGUCUGCAACAGCAUUAUGUUAAGUUGAAGGAAAAUGAAAAGAACAAAAAACUAUUUGAACUUUUGGAUGUACUAGAGUUUAAUCAAGUCGUUAUUUUCGUUAAAUCUGUGCAACGUUGCAUGGCUUUGGCACAAUUGCUAACAGAACAAAAUUUCCCUGCUAUUGGUAUUCAUCGUGGUAUGACACAGGAGGAGCGUUUAAAUCGUUACCAACAAUUCAAGGAUUUCCAAAAGCGUAUACUAGUGGCCACCAAUUUGUUCGGUCGUGGUAUGGAUAUUGAACGUGUCAAUAUUGUCUUCAACUAUGACAUGCCCGAGGACUCCGACACCUAUUUGCAUCGUGUGGCCCGUGCUGGUCGUUUUGGUACCAAGGGUUUGGCCAUUACCUUUGUUUCGGAUGAGGCUGAUGCCAAGAUUUUAAAUGAAGUCCAGGACAGAUUUGAUGUUAAUAUUACCGAAUUGCCCGAUGAAAUCGAUCUGUCAUCUUACAUUGAGGGCCGAUAAAUUUUUAGCAAUUAAGUGAUAGCUGCCAAUCUUACUUAUUCUAAUAACAAUUAAACAAAUUUUCCAGAAAUGAACCGGUGGAUAUAUGGCAGUUUAUGAAUGUAAACAAUUAUUAAAACUAAUUUGAUUUACAACACCCUGAAGAAAUUAUCAAUAAAAAUAUUCAACACCAAGAAUAACAACAAUAAUACCAUACUCACCCAA